Trichoderma gamsii is the source of this 363-nucleotide messenger RNA. RefSeq lists its product as hypothetical. The record is from RefSeq and is a predicted model, not a curated record. Bases 1 to 363 code for a protein of 120 amino acids. NCBI's taxonomy places the organism in Eukaryota, Fungi, Ascomycota, Sordariomycetes, Hypocreales, Hypocreaceae. The transcript has a single exon.
AUGCUCCACCAGCAACUAGCUCAACAGCAGAAUCUGAUGCUGCUUGUCGCGUUUCUCUCGUCUGUCCUGUGCUUCAGCUCCGACAGCCUAUCCACCCCCUCUUUCAGCCCCGAGGCAGCCUCUUCUCGCGGCAAAGAGAGCUACUACCUGCUAGCGGCGGCCGACGGCUUGCUGCUCCGUGGGAAAAGAUGUCGCCAUGCUCCCGACCGACAAAAGAGCGGCGGGAAAUAUCGAAAGAGGGAGAAGAUGCAUGCUGAGGCUGCCUCACUCGACCAAUGCGCGGCCGAUCCGAGUCACACAAAGAAGCGCUUGCCAGGCUCGGCCAAUCUCGAAAUCUCCUCGACACUUCAUAGGGUGCAAUAA